UAGUUUAAUUUCCAACUGAGAAAAAAAAAAAAAAAACGCGUUCCAACACUCUGCAUUAAAACCGCCGUCUUCUUUUCCUGAUUCUACGGCAUGGGUUUAGUAGGUGCGGAGGAGACGUCGUCGUCGUCGUCGUCGUUUAUGUCCGACUUCAUUCAGAAGUGCGGUGGCUGCGUUGUCAUUGACGGCGGCUUUGCAACGGAGCUCGAACGACACGGGGCUGACCUCAACGACCCUCUUUGGAGCGCCAAGUGCCUUAUUGAUUCUCCUCAUCUUGUCAGAAGGGUUCACCUAGAUUACCUCGACGCUGGUGCAAAUAUUAUUCUAACAGCAUCUUAUCAGGCCACCGUUCAAGGCUUUGAGGCCAAAGGCUUCUCCAGUGAAGAAGCUGAAGGUUUGCUUAGGAGAAGUGUAGAAAUUGCGUGCGAGGCCCGGGAGAUUUACCAUGACCGUUGCACAAAAGAUUCUUGGGAUGUCAUGGAAAAUGGGAGGAGUUCGAGUUCGAGCUCGAGUUCGAGACGUCCAAUUCUAGUUGCAGCUUCUGUGGGCAGCUAUGGAGCUUAUUUAGCCGAUGGUUCUGAGUAUAGCGGAAACUAUGGUGAUGCAAUUACUUUGGAAACGUUGAAGGAUUUUCACAGGAAAAGGGUACAGAUUCUAGCAAACUCAGGUGCUGACAUAAUUGCGUUUGAAACAAUCCCAAACAAGUUAGAAGCAAAGGCAUAUGCUGAGCUUCUUGAGGAAGAAGGCAUAGAAAUUCCAGCAUGGUUUUCUUUCAAUUCUAAGGAUGGAGUUAAUGUGGUCAGUGGUGAUCCUAUUUCAGAGUGUGCCUCCAUUGCAGAUUCAUGCAAGCAGGUUGUUGCUGUUGGAAUCAACUGUACCCCUCCUAGAUUUAUCCAUGGACUAAUUACAUCUAUUAAGAAGGUAACGAGUAAACCAAUACUGGUAUAUCCCAACAGCGGUGAGACUUACGACGGUCAGGCCAAGCAAUGGGUGAAAUCAAGUGGAGAUGUAGAUGAAGAUUUUGUCACAUACAUUGGCAAGUGGAGGGAAGCUGGGGCUUCUCUUUUUGGUGGGUGCUGCAGGACUAGUCCCAAAACCAUUAGAGGCAUAGCCAGGGUGCUUUCUAGUAAAAACUAAUGUAGUUUUACCCCAAGGAGGCACAUCAAGCAUGUUCUCCUACUGUGAGCAUUCCUUUUUCUCUCGUUCCUUUCCUCAUGCAAAGAAGCAGACACAGCAAUCUAUUUGUCUACCAGAAAAGAAGAAAGGGAGCUGAAUGUUUCACCCGUUGACGGGCAAAAGUAGUGCAAACAACACCGAGCUAGCAUGUCAGACUGAGAUGUUAAGAAUAAGAAGCUAGAAAUAGUUUUUUCACUUGUUACUUCCUUGUCUCAUACCAUCGAAGAAAUAACAGCAGAAUCCGAGGUUGGGGGAGAAAAAUGGUCCCAUGUAUUCUCGAAUAACAAUAGAAUUUGAUUUCGUUUGAAAUGUUGA
Corylus avellana is the source of this 1488-nucleotide messenger RNA. It is a transcript of the gene HMT3, whose product is annotated as homocysteine S-methyltransferase 3. Gene Ontology annotation, biological process: S-methylmethionine cycle. Gene Ontology annotation, molecular function: S-adenosylmethionine-homocysteine S-methyltransferase activity; zinc ion binding. The record is from RefSeq and is a predicted model, not a curated record. NCBI's taxonomy places the organism in Eukaryota, Viridiplantae, Streptophyta, Magnoliopsida, Fagales, Betulaceae.